This is a messenger RNA of Plectropomus leopardus (leopard coralgrouper), 3980 nucleotides long. Its product is annotated as protein kinase C and casein kinase substrate in neurons protein 3. The record is from RefSeq and is a predicted model, not a curated record. Gene Ontology annotation, cellular component: plasma membrane; cytoplasm; endosome. Gene Ontology annotation, biological process: plasma membrane tubulation; regulation of endocytosis; cytoskeleton organization. Gene Ontology annotation, molecular function: protein binding; phospholipid binding. NCBI's taxonomy places the organism in Eukaryota, Metazoa, Chordata, Actinopteri, Perciformes, Serranidae.
UGAAAGAGAAAAGCAGAGAGACCAUAUUCAACAAGUGGAGAAGGACAAAGAACAAGAGAGCAAGUUUCCUGCAGCUGUUUUGGAGAGAGAGAGAGAGAGGAAGAGAGAGACUGGGAGAGAGGGAGGGAGGGUGUGAGGGAGUCAAGAGGGAGGGAGGAAGAAAAAAAAAAAGAAGCCAACUCAUCUGACACAAACAGUGGGCCAAAGAAACGGGAAGAGCAGGAGCAGCACUGUCCAGAACGAGUGGAAAAUCAAGGUUGGAGAAGCUGAGGAGAAGUGUAAAGAGGACGGACACAGAGAGAAAGAGCCUCAGAGUCUGCACAAAGAACUGGAAAAAAAGUCUAAGCUGCCUGCCAAACAAAAGGGGGUUGAAGCAGAGAGGGCCCCAACAUUUAGAGAGAGAACAAGAUGUCAACGCUACCAUCAGAAAACAGCCCUGAAGAUGCCUACAGUCGCAGCUUUUGGAUGCCUGGGAACUAUCAGCCCACUGUGAAGCGAACAGAAGAUGCCUUCCAGGCCUGUAAUGACAUAGUGGCAUGUUUCCAAGAGAGAGCUCGCGUGGAGAGGCAGUAUGCCCAGCAGCUCAGUGAAUGGAGCAACAAGUGGAAACCAGUAGUGGACUCCAGUCCUCUCUAUGGGUCUCUUCUGAAGGCUUGGCAGUGUUUUCUGUCCUCCGCUGACCGGCUGGCCUCCUUACAUGCCUCUAUCUGUCGCUCCCUGGUGUCAGAGGAUGGAGACCGGGUCAGGACCUGGCAGAAGGACACCUUCCACAAGAAGUUAUUUGGUGGCUUCAAGGAGUCCCAGGACAUUGAGACAGGUUUUGCUCGUGCUCAGAAACCGUGGGCCAAACGACUUAAAAAGCUGGAUAAAGCCAGGAGGGCAUACCACAAAGUGAGCCGUAAGGAGCAGGCAGCUAGGGAGCGAGAGGUACACGCUCAGGGAAACCCGGAUGUCGCCAUUGACAAACAGAAGAAGAUCCAGGAGGAGAGAGUGCUGGCUCAACAGGAAGCCGAGAAGGUUCGUGCCCGCUAUGAGAAAGUCCUUGAGGAGGUGAACCGGUACGCUCCUCGCUACAUGGAGGAGAUGGAGUCCAUCUUUGAUCAAUCACAAGACGAGGAGCGCAAGAGGAUUGUCUUCCUCAAACAGGCCUUUCUCUCCAUCCACAAACACCUGGACAUUACUAACAAUGAGAGUGUAAGGGCUGUGUACAAUGAGCUCCACAACACACUGAUGGCCAUUGAUGAGCAUGAGGACCUUCGCUGGUGGAAAAACACCUAUGGACCUGGCAUGCCUACCGACUGGCCUCACUUUGAGGAAUGGACUCCUGAGAAGAAAACCAAAAAAGGGAAGAAAGAAGAAGAAAAGAAAGGAACAAUAGAGAGGAGCGUGAUGAUUGGAGGAGUGAGAGUAAGAGCUCUGUAUGAUUAUGUUGGCCAGGAGACAGAUGAGCUGUCAUUUAAAGCAGGUGAGGAGUUUUUGAAGAUUGAGGAUGAGGAUGAUCAGGGCUGGUGUCGGGGGAUGAAGGACGGUGGGAGUGAGGGGCUUUACCCAGCCAACUAUGUCGAGGUUGUGUAAUUAGCUCAUCGACUGAAAAUGAAAGAUCUUGUUACAUCACAUGCUUUGUUUUACCGUGGAAGUCACAACCUGGUUUGAAAUGUCAGAAACAUAAGACCAAUGCUGUAAAGAACAACACCAAGUAGCUGUUAGCCAAAGUUCUGGUCUGUGAUGAGAGUAUAAGGGCACUAAAGAUGAUAUUUUAGCAAACAGAGAUCUUUAAAAACAAUCCAGGCUGUGUAAUCUCUAGAAGGAUUUUGAGAAAUGUUUUAAUAUAUACAAUAUGCAUAGACCACUUGUAUUGAAGCCAUACGAUAAACAAUGCUUUAAUGUACAAAAAGGUGCUCUUAAGGUACACUAUAUAACUAGCCAUUUGGUGCGGACACUGCAUUACAGGACUGCAAUUUUACUUGAGCUGUUUUCAUUUUUUUGCACCUCAACAUAUUUCUAUUAAAAUGCUCACAAUCCUCUCAACAUAUGAAGAAAGUGACGCUAAUACUGUGAUUAUAAUUAAUCCAAAGCAGCAAAGCACAAGUGGAGUCAGCUUGAUAGAAGUAGGUAGGACUUGUAUUUCUCUUCUGUUUUUGUGGUUUAAAGAAACAGUCCAACAUUUUUAGGAAUAUGGCUAUUUGCUGUCAAAUACACACAUGGGAAGAUUAGUUCCAACUCUUUGUGUCAGGUACGAAACUGCUAGCCUAGCAGUAUCAACACAUAUUCCUGGAACCACAGUGCUGUCUUAUUUUGUAUCUUCUAUAAUCAAUAUUUUUUUAUAUUAAAAACUCAUAUCAUAACACCUAUGUAACAUCUUUCUGAAGAACUCCUAAACUGACCCCAUGACCGCACGUAACAUAUCAGACUUCAGAUCAGUUAGUAAAUAAGUUAAUAGUUAAUAAAAUUUAAAGUAUAUUAUGGCCGUGAAAAAAACUAGAUUGGCUGGCAGAUUCUGGUUUUAAUCUUAUAUUUGAAAACCCUCAAAAAUUCUUAAUGUUAACAUAUUUCCAACUCAGUGCAGACUAAUUUGUAGUGAUGUUUCAGCGCCUAGGUGGAGACGGAUUUUAAUUGGUGGCAGUGUGUCAUUGCAUCUUGGCGGUUAAGGGGCUGAAAUUAGCACUUUCACCUGGGUGUUGUGUUUCCAUUAAUGUCAAUCCGAGCCAGAGGCAAGAAAUACCUGUGACUACCACAGAAUCAUUUGACCAGCAUGUGAAUAGCGGUUGUAGACUUUCCCAUUGCAUUAAAAAGACAGAUGUUAGCGGAUAUUAGUGUAUUUUUGCGCAGUGGAAAUAGGCCUUAAGAGUCCACCAUUGUCCUUCUAUUUCCUGACAGGGUUUAUCUAGAUCCAUUGUAAGCAUGUCCAUUAACUCAAUUGCAGUGUGUUACCGUAAGAUGGCACUUCCUUGGUUAUAUAUAGAUUAUAUAAUAUACCUUGUGUUUGUUUGUUUUUUUGCUUUUGAUUUUUUUUCUUUAGGAAAAUCCAGUCUACCUUUAAACAAAACUUCCUAUUUUCAUUUGGUAAGACAAUGACAAUAAUGCACUCUGAGGUCCUGAUAUAGAGAAUAAUGCACUUGACAGAGGGAGAGGUACCCCACUUUACAGUAAGUUGUGGUCUUCUAUGCCUCCACUUAAUUAUUUUCUUGUAGUGGGACACCUUGUUUUGCAUUCUUACAUAAGACAGCUUUGGAGUUUGGCAUACUUUGGGGUGGCUGAGGCUCAGGAGGAAGAGCAGUUUGUCCAUUAAUUUCACACUGUGCCUCAGAAUUGCUUCUGAUAGUCAGGGCUGCGCCUUGCACAGCAUCUCCGCCACCAGCUGAGUGAAUGAGGGGCAAAUUGUGGAUCAUUCUGCCUGCUAACGUAGAAAAGUGCCACAUAAGUGCCGUCCAUUUAUUAUUUGUUCAGUGUUGAUGUAGCAGGGAGUUUCACCCAGUUUCCAGUCUUAAGCUAGGAUGCAGUUUCUUAAAGAAAUUUAAGGCCAAAAUGAUCUAAAUUUUGGGUUCAUCUAAGCAUCAAGAACCUUUUGACAAACAGGGCCCAGGUCUAAACACAUCUCCAACUUGAAGCUCUCUCAGCACAGAAUGUUUAGAGAUUAAACUGAUAUUGCUCUUUUUCAUCAGAUUCUCAGUUUGAUGCCAGACAUUCAUAUUUCUUAGCAUGUCAGACUGUUCCUUUAAGAUAAGUACCGGGGAACAAAUAGUUUUCCUGUCUGUCUGUAAUCAUCUGUAGCUAUGUACGACGCUUAUCACGGAGAACAUUUUUACCAAAGUAAAGAAAGGGCUUCCAGAAACUGCUGGUUUGCCUUUCGCUUCUCCUGACCUUCUUCAGUAUCUGUGUAUGUGCUGUGUUUCUUUAUCUGUCAUGUAAAAACUACGCAUUUGCUCCAAUACUUUUUGCAAAUUGCCUGUCUUUUAAAAAAUAAAAAAUGAAAACUUUUA